AUGAGAGCUCGACCAGGCCUUCGAGCCUGGAGCGGCCUCUUUCGAUCGUCCCCAUAUUCGCCAUUGACGCCGUCGAUAUGCUCACAAUGCCUCGGGCACGCUCGUCCAGCUAUCUCUCUCACAACCCGCAGCUAUCACCCGUCGCGCCGAAAAAACCAGCAGUCCGUCCUGUCCGCAGCAGUCUCCACCGCACAAAACAUUUUAUCCAAAACCCUGCCGACAACACCUCCUCCGGCAACGGGCAUACGAGCCGGAAAUGGCCCCGAAAUGUCCGUUGAUCCGCUGCGUAUGGUGGCCAAGGAGCUCAAAUUCCUCAAGAAGAAUAUUCGCCAAUUGCUUGGGUCGGGGCAUCCGCUGCUUGACCGAGCCGCCAAAUACUAUGCGCGCAGCGAGGGCAAACAGGUCCGUCCGCUGCUGGUGCUGCUGAUGUCCCAGGCUACGGCACUGACACCCCGGUGUGGACAAGAGGAACGUAUUUUGAGCACGGCCGGAAUCAAUGCAUCCAUCAGCUCGCCGGCUAUUCUCGCCGAUACAAACCCAGACUAUAGCCCUCUAACAGCACCCUCGGUGAUGGGAAGUGAAACCGCAUAUAAAUUUGCCGAAGGAGACGAGACUAUCCUGCCGUCGCAGAGAAGGCUGGCCGAGAUCACGGAAUUGAUCCAUACUGCGUCGCUGUUGCACGACGAUGUGAUCGACAAUGCAGUCACGCGCCGGUCCGGUGCAUCUGCAAACCUCGAGUUUGGAAACAAGAUGGCCGUGCUGGCUGGCGAUUUUCUCCUUGGGCGGGCUUCCGUCGCGCUGGCCAGGCUGAGAGAUCCCGAGGUGACGGAGCUUCUGGCCACUGUGAUCGCCAAUCUCGUGGAAGGCGAAUUCAUGCAGUUGAAGAACACGGCGCAGGACGAGCGAAACCCACUGUGGUCUGAAGACAUCAUCACGUAUUACUUGCAGAAGACAUAUCUUAAAUCUGCCAGCUUGAUUAGUAAAUCAUGCCGUGCCGCUGCGCUCUUGGGGCAAAGUGCACCUGAGAUCGUUGAAGCAGCCUAUACAUACGGCAGACACUUGGGCCUGGCAUUCCAGCUGGUUGACGAUAUGCUAGACUACACAAUUAGCGGCGAAGAGCUGGGCAAACCUGCCGGCGCCGAUCUGGAACUGGGCCUUGCCACUGCUCCAUUAUUGUUCGCCUGGAGAUCACAUCCGGAACUUGGAGCACUGGUAGGCAGGAAAUUCUCCCGGGAGGGAGACGUUCAACUGGCUCGCCAAAUCGUUUCUCAAUCCGAUGGCUUGGAUCAGACUCGUGCGUUAGCCCAGCAGUACGCUAACCAGGCGGUUGAAGCCAUUAGUAUUUUCCCAGACAGCGAAGCCAAGCGCGGCUUGGUCGAUAUGUGCGAGAAGGUCAUGACUAGAAGAAAGUAG
Messenger RNA from Ophidiomyces ophidiicola, 1413 nucleotides. RefSeq names its product coq1 putative hexaprenyl diphosphate synthase (gene COQ1). NCBI's taxonomy places the organism in Eukaryota, Fungi, Ascomycota, Eurotiomycetes, Onygenales, Onygenaceae. The record is from RefSeq and is a predicted model, not a curated record. Gene Ontology annotation, biological process: isoprenoid biosynthetic process; ubiquinone biosynthetic process. The transcript is spliced from 2 exons. Gene Ontology annotation, cellular component: transferase complex. The coding region runs from base 1 to 1413 and encodes 470 amino acids. Gene Ontology annotation, molecular function: prenyltransferase activity.